AUGGGCGGCCUGCGCGCGCUCAUGGCGGACGUCCCGCAGUGGUGCAAGCGCCCAAACUUCGAGACGACGGUGUGGCUGAACAGCGCGAUCAAGACGCUGUGGCCGCGGCUCUCCGCGGCGCUGUCGAAGACGAUCGGGAACGUCCUCUCGCGUCGCCUCUCGCGCGUCUCGCCGCUGGGGAUGUCGCUGCGAAUCAAAGAGUUCCAGCUCGGGUCCGAGUCGCUGAACUUGCUCAGCGUGAACAACGUCGCGAAUCGCAACAAGAGCGCGAACACGGACGGCUCCUCGGUGGUUCUGGAUUUGGACGUUCGGUGGACCGGGAACCCCACGGUCGUGCUCGCGGUCGGGUAUCGCGGGCUGCCGCUCACCGUGCGGCUGUCGGAGUUGCAGGUCGCCGGGACGCUGCGGCUGCAGCUCUCCGACUUUGACGAUCGCAUGCCGACGUUCCAUCUGCUCGGGAUAUCUUUCGUGGAGAAGCCGGACAUUCGAUUCGCGCUGUCUCUCGUCGGCGGGAACAUAGACAUGAUCCCCGGCUUCAGCGACGCGAUCACGAACGUCAUCGGCAACGCGCUCACGCGGGUCAUGGUGUGGCCGCAGUCGAUUCGAGUGCCGAUC
Micromonas pusilla CCMP1545 is the source of this 615-nucleotide messenger RNA. RefSeq lists its product as uncharacterized. Gene Ontology annotation, cellular component: endoplasmic reticulum. The transcript is spliced from 2 exons. The record is from RefSeq and is a predicted model, not a curated record. NCBI's taxonomy places the organism in Eukaryota, Viridiplantae, Chlorophyta, Mamiellophyceae, Mamiellales, Mamiellaceae. Gene Ontology annotation, molecular function: lipid binding. The annotation marks the transcript as partial.